CGACCUUUCUGGUCCGAAAUAGCAUCAUGUCGCAAGACACGGGUUUGUUCAGCAUCAAGCGGCCUCGCGAGACGUUGGGAAGUGUGCAGAACUUCUCCGCCUUGCCUCAGCCAUCAUCGGCGCUGAAACGCACGAGCAUGAUUGGUGGUCUCCAGAAUCCUCCAUAUACUUCCCAGCAUUCCCGAUCAACAUCACUUUUUAAUUCGCACGGCCGACCCCAACAACCAAAUUUCCAGCGUUCAUCCUCGGGCGCCAGCUUUGGGCCUGAGGCUGGUCUUUCCACCGUCAGAAGAUCUGUUUCCAACAACCUCUUUCAGAAUACUGCCGUUGGACGACUAAGUUAUGCGCCCAAUUCAUUUCCUGCAAAUAGUGCUUCGCAGCAAAACCUGCAACGAAGGAGCAGCGUCUUCUCUCGCCCAUCUGUAGCCGGAGGGCCCAUGUCACAUCAAUCCUUCUUUACACAAGGGCCUGUUCCCGCGGGGGCUCCGAAAGACCCGCGGCCACUCAGGGAUCGAUCGUUUCAAGCAAGGAUCGGUCAAGAACUAUUAGAGUACCUAACACACAACAAUUUCGAAUUGGAAAUGAAGCACUCUUUAGGUCAGAACUCGCUGAAAUCUCCAACCCAAAAAGAUUUCACCUACAUCUUCCAAUGGCUCUACCGCCGAAUUGAUCCGAGUUACAAGUUUCAAAAAAGUAUUGAGGCUGAGGUGCCUCCCAUAUUGAAACAACUACGUUAUCCAUACGAAAAAAACAUAACAAAAUCCCAAAUCGCUGCAGUCGGUGGUCAAAAUUGGUCGACCUUCUUAGGAAUGCUUCAUUGGAUGAUGCAACUUGCGCAGAUGUUGGAUCACUAUUCCGUCGGCGAGUAUGAUGAUGCAUGUGCCGCGGCUGGGGUUGAUAUUACGGGAGACCGAAUCAUUUUUCGGUUUCUUACUGGGGCCUACCAUGAUUGGCUGCAGGGGGGUGAAGAUGAAGACGACGAGGUUGCUGAGAAAAGACUGAUUCCCCAUGUUGAAGCGAUGGCUGCCGAAUUUGAACAAUCGAAUGAGAAAUAUGUCCGAGAAUUGGAAGUAUUAGAGGCGGAAAAUCGAGCGCUUCGAGAUCAAUUGGAAGAUUUGGAGAAAAACGCCCCGGAUAUGGCGAAAUUGGAUAAGGAUUUCCGAAUUCUGGAAGACGACAAACGCAAGUUUGAGGAUUACAACUCGAAUGUUCAAGGUAAGAUCGACAAAUACAAAAAUCGCAUCCAGUUUCUCGAAGAAGAGCUCAAGAAAAGCGAAGACGAGCUUCAAACGGCGGAAGAAGAGCGAACAAGUUUACAGGCUAGUGUUGAUAGCCAGGGAAUCACGAUUCAGGAUAUUGAUCGCAUGAAUACUGAGCGCGAGCGCUUACAGCGAAGCCUCGAGGACACUGCGGGCCGGCUCGAAGAAGCGCACGCACGUGUUAUGGAGAAAGAGAUCGAAGCCAACCAAAAACUUGAAGAUCUUGAGCAAGUAGUGAAAACAUACAAUACGCUAGGAUACCAGAACAGUCUGAUCCCAGAAUCCGCCGUUAAUGCUAAUGGUGAGGAUUACGAAAUUAGACUGAAUGUGAACGAAGCAAGCUUCUCUUCGUCGCAGAUGGGUGGUUUACAGAAUCAGAGCUCUCCCGAAGGCUAUCGUCUUCUUGCAGAUGCAAAUAAUGGCUACCAGCCAGUUCAUUUAGUGAAGCUUGAUCUUCGAGGAGUCGUUCGAGCCAAUUUGAUCGCUCUUCGAAAAGAAAUCAAUGAACGAAGGAAGAUGACAGCAGAGAAGGACAUGGCGGACCGUGACUUGCUCAACGACAUAAAGGAGGCCAUGGACGAGAAGCGCAGUGAAAUUGAGGCACUUGAACAUCGAAGACGUGCUGCCGAGGAGGAAUUUGAACGCACAAAGGAAAUUACAACCACGCAAAAGGUCCAGUCAGAUGCCCAAAUUGAAAAGAUGGAAAAGGAGCUAGCAAAGAUGCGAGCAUCACUUACUGAAAGCGUUCAACUGAUGGAGCAGCGGGAAAUGAACACCGAUGUGGAAUAUGAGCAGCUUACACUUCGCGCAAACCAGCUUCGUGAAGAACUUCAUACUGGCGUCGAGAGUAUGUUGAAUGAUAUCAUUCGGUUCAAAGUCCACGUGCAGAAAGGCCUGGAAGAUUAUGAGAGUUUUGUUGUGGAAGAGGUCGAACAAGAGCUAGGCGGCGAGCUACAGUCCGUGGAAGACACGGAAAUGGCCGAAGCUGGCGAAGUUUAAGCAUUAAAACGUGUCUCUCCAUCGUCCCUUUUAUUCGACACACAAUUAUCUCGAUAGGAUUGGCGCAUAUCGGUUAUACUUUAUGGAGUUCUUGUUGGCUUGUGCUUUCAUAUACCCUCUACAAACGCUGUGAAUGAACGAUUAAAUGUGGAAAUGUCCUCAUGUACAUAUUUUUGUGCCUUAUUUGAUUGUUGGUCAAGUCGAUUUCCAUUGCAACUGUCAUUUAGUAUAUAUAUGUCUAGACAAAGUAGAUG
Molecule: messenger RNA, 2512 nt
Organism: Talaromyces stipitatus ATCC 10500
Lineage: Eukaryota; Fungi; Ascomycota; Eurotiomycetes; Eurotiales; Trichocomaceae
Product: HEC/Ndc80p family protein
Exons: 2
Coding region: 27-2258 (743 amino acids)
Biological process (GO): attachment of mitotic spindle microtubules to kinetochore
Cellular component (GO): Ndc80 complex
Source: RefSeq, a predicted model, not a curated record